This is a messenger RNA of Zeugodacus cucurbitae (melon fly), 572 nucleotides long. It is a transcript of the gene RpII18, whose product is annotated as DNA-directed RNA polymerases I, II, and III subunit RPABC2. The coding region runs from base 141 to 536 and encodes 131 amino acids. Gene Ontology annotation, biological process: DNA-templated transcription. Gene Ontology annotation, molecular function: DNA binding; DNA-directed RNA polymerase activity. Lineage: Eukaryota; Metazoa; Arthropoda; Insecta; Diptera; Tephritidae. The transcript has 2 exons. Gene Ontology annotation, cellular component: RNA polymerase II, core complex; RNA polymerase I complex; RNA polymerase III complex. The record is from RefSeq and is a predicted model, not a curated record.
UGCUAAAUUUUGACAGUUAUUUGUAAAAGAAGAAGAACAAACACAUCUCGAAUCGUGUUUUGUGCACGCCGCUGUAAAAUUUUCAGUUACAUUUGUGUUUUUAUUAUUAUUAAACUCUUUUUUAACUCUUAAUUCACAACAUGGAUGAUGGAGAUUAUGAUAAUGAUGAUGUCGGUGGUGAUGACUUCGAUGAUGUUGACGAAGAGGAUAACAUUGAUGAUAUCAAUCAGGAGGAAGAAACCGAUAAUAUAGAAAUAAUAGCGCAAGGAAGUGCAGGAGGCGGCGUACCAAAAUCAAAACGCAUUACCACAAAAUACAUGACGAAAUACGAACGCGCGCGUGUUUUGGGUACGCGUGCGCUACAAAUUGCUAUGUGCGCACCUAUAAUGGUGGAGUUGGAAGGUGAAACCGAUCCACUACAGAUCGCUAUGAAAGAGUUGAAACAGAAAAAGAUACCAAUUAUCAUAAGACGUUUCCUACCAGAUCACUCAUACGAGGACUGGAGUAUAGAUGAAUUAAUUAUAGUGGAUCAUUAAGUUGUAAUUUUAAAAUAUAGAUUUUAUUAAAAAAUA